Molecule: messenger RNA, 3174 nt
Organism: Stereum hirsutum FP-91666 SS1
Lineage: Eukaryota; Fungi; Basidiomycota; Agaricomycetes; Russulales; Stereaceae
Exons: 5
Coding region: 1-3174 (1057 amino acids)
Source: RefSeq, a predicted model, not a curated record
AUGGCUCAACUUCUCCCUAUGCUAGAGGCGGAAUUUGGUCGUCGCAAGAUUACAACUCAGAUCAAGUUUGUCUUCAAGGAUAACAGUCGUGCUGUCUUCGACCUCAUUGAUCCCAAGGAUGUCGACUCUCUCCUCCAAAACCCUCCUGUAUUCGCCGGCCACUCAUUCUUCCCAUCUCGCCCUCGCUGUGUCGAACCUCUCUAUGCCCUCGAGAUCGCGGUGGUCGGCUUGAAGCACGUCAAUGGCGCAAAGUCGUUCAUCGAUCAGUACAUUCGCAACAAAUACGGAAACGACGCCAUCUCCGCCAGCCGUCUCGUCCCCGAGAUGGACAUGUACACCGUCGUCUUCACCUACUGGGACACCGGUAGUCGCUUCCUCACGGAUCCCUUCACCGCCUUCCACGGCACUCACCUCGCCUCCUAUAUCGGCUCCCCGACUCCGGUCCUGCUCUAUCUGUUCAACUCGCAGGGCUUUGCUCUGAGCGGCGUACCUUCCGGGUCGGGCACCAAUCCGGCGGAGCUCCGGGACAUCCGUGCCGAGAUGGACUCGUUUCGACAGGAAGGCAAGGCCGUCGCCACAUCAGUUAACGCAGUACUGGCGCAUCAAGACAAACGGUUCGAGUACCUCCAGGUCCAACAGCAGCAUACCGCAGCUAUGUUCGCCAAUCAGACAUCGCUCCUCAUGCUGACCAUGCAGUCUUCCGCCACCCAGAACACCCUUUUCAGUCUCCAGGCUGAACAACGGUCGAUCAGGAGGCAGCUCGUCGGUGCGGCUGGUGAUGAACAAGCUACGCUCGAGGAAGACCUGGCCGCCGUUCUCCAACAGAUCAAGAUCCAGGAAGAUGUUCUGCGUACCCAACAAGCUCAACAGUCUGCACUCCAGUCAUCGACCUUUCCCGCCCUUCCGAACCCACCUCCAUCCGCACCCACCUCUAUUCCCGUAUCUGAAACAUCUGAUACUACCCCUACCGCUUCGUCCUCGGCGACAACUGUUUCCAGCAACACUAGGAAACGCAACUCCACUGCGAAACCGUCAGCCGCUCCACCCAAACGCGCUAACACACGCCAAUCCAAAGCUCCAGCUGAGGGUCGCAUCCAGACGGUGAACGACGGCGACGACGACAUGGAUGAUAAUGAGGUGCCGUCCACUGUCGCUGCCUCUCCGCCGGCCCUUCUGAUUCGCGCCCCUAAUCCAGUGAACCCGCCUAACAAGGCUUCAUCUCGGGCGGAUUUAGAAGAGAGGCGCCGCGCGACAUGCCUUUUUGCACCAUCCCCAUUCUUUCGUAACCAUUCAUCUUCUCGUCGGCCUUGUUUCCGUCGCCUAUUGUUCUUCUUCUUCAGUCUGUGUCUUUUGCGUUGUGUAUCUGCCUCUCAUCCCUUCCGAGUCUACGCUAUCAAUGCAAAUGGCCUCGGUGACGUUAUGAAACAGUCUGCCAUUGUUGGCGGCAUCAUUUCCUCCAAACCACACGCCUGGGUCAUCAACGAGACCAAAUCAACUCGUCCGGUUGCGUCGCGUGUAUCUAUUCCGGGCUACGACAUCUUCGAGUCCGUCGGUCUCCCAGCUGCCGGUUCAAACCGUGGCAAAUGGGGUGUUAUCGUAGGAGUUCGACGUGAUGUCCAAGCUCUACGCUUGGACGUUCAUGAAACGCUGAAGGGCCGUGCCAUUGCCCUUGACCUGAUCAUACCGACGACCAGUGGGACCUCUCCGGACACCUCCUCUUUUUGGCCUUUAAUUGCUGACCUCUGCCUCUCGUCCCCGUUUUCCUGGUCAAUCGCCGGGGACUGCAAUGCCACCUUGGCUUCCUGUGAAAGCUCGGCCAUCCACUACUCUCCAAAUUCCGCCACCAGACAGUAUAGCCAAUUCCUCCGCAACGCUGCAGGACAAGACGUAUGGACCUACGUUCCCGAUCGUUCCGUGUCCGCACUUUACACGUAUCGGGGUCCUCUCGGUCAGAGUAUCAUUGACCGCGUUGCACAUUCCGCGCGUGUUACCAUCCUCCAUUCACACGACCAUUACUCCUGGUACUUCUACCCACGACGUCACGAAAAAUCCCAAUUCACCCACUUCGCAGAAGCGGCCUCGCGUCUGGCAUCAGCAGAAGUCCAUCAGGAACCCAUCACCGAUGACUCCGCAUUUGAACGUCGUUAUCGUGCACUCACCAAAGUUCUCCAUGAGGCCGCCUCCGAAUCGUUCAACCUCCCUCGCUCUUCCGCUCAGUUCUCUCCUGCCCACGAACGUCGGGUCUCCAGCCCUAGCAUACAGAUCAUCGUCAUGGAGCUGCGCCGAAUCGGGCGACUUAUUUCCGCUGAACGCUCCACUCCGCCCCGCACUUCACAACUGGCGUCCUUUGCGCCCUGGGUCACCUCCUAUGACUUGGCAUUCCAGGCUCACUCGAGUUCGAAUUCCACGCCACUUACCUAUAUCGACUUCCUGUGUCUAUCGCGUCGUUCCCUCCACCGUCUCCUGUACCGAGAAGAACGCCUUGAGCGCCAACGUCGGCUUGCCCAAUCCCACCGCGCUCGUAUCAAUGGUGUCCUCAUGGGUGGCUCCUCUAAGAGACUCCAAGCUCGACUAACAUACUCUGCACCACCCCUCGCACUGGCCGAUCCUGCUACGCCCGAUGUUCUUCACACUAGUCCAGAAAACGUCAAGAAACUCACUCAGGAGUACUUCAGUCAACUCUACCACCACGACCUCGCUCCGUCUGCCGAGAAGCCUUGGAUGGAUACGCCUUCUGUGAUGGCCGUAAAGGAACGUGUUCGCGCACAACCCUUUGUAUGGAGACAACCUGUCACCAUAUCGUCGUUCCGAUCCCUUCUCCGCAAAGGGAACUCACGCCCAGCUCCUGGCCCCGACGAGUGGGAGAAAUGGCAAUUGAUACUUGACCUUGCCAACUACGAAAUCCUCGCGUCCCAUGUCCCCACCGUUGUCAAACCGUCCACCCUAUCCACGAUCCACAAACGGGGCUCUCGAAUACAUCUCUCAAACUACCGUGGCAUCACUUGUCGAGACGUGGUCGAACGCGAAAACGUUCCGCUCUAUGUCCUCCGCCGUGACCAGCAGAAAGGCUUCGACCGACUCGACCCUCAGGGCUUCUACGAUGCCAUCAUAUCUUAUGGCCUCCCUUCGUCCAUAAUCGACCUAGAUCGCUCGGCUCAGACGGAUGUCCCUUAA